This is a messenger RNA of Tribolium madens (black flour beetle), 485 nucleotides long. It is a transcript of the gene RpLP2, whose product is annotated as 60S acidic ribosomal protein P2. Gene Ontology annotation, cellular component: ribosome; cytosolic large ribosomal subunit. The record is from RefSeq and is a predicted model, not a curated record. Gene Ontology annotation, molecular function: structural constituent of ribosome. The transcript has 4 exons. Bases 88 to 426 code for a protein of 112 amino acids. NCBI's taxonomy places the organism in Eukaryota, Metazoa, Arthropoda, Insecta, Coleoptera, Tenebrionidae. Gene Ontology annotation, biological process: cytoplasmic translational elongation.
GGCGCCACCACCAUUUCCCAACGAGCAUUCUUCGCAAUUUUUCAUUUUCAAAGUGAGCACACGUUUCGUGUCGUCAAGACUUAAAAAAUGCGUUACGUGGCUGCUUACCUUUUGGCCGUCCUUGGCGGAAAAGCGUCCCCAGCUUCAGGAGACAUAGAAAAGAUCCUCAGUUCGGUUGGUAUCGAAGUUGAUGGUGAAAAACUCAAGAAAGUCCUAGGGGAACUCAAUGGCAAGUCCAUUGAUGACCUUAUCACUCAAGGUCGUGAAAAACUCAGUUCGAUGCCUGUAGGAGGCGCCGCCGCUGCACCUGCUGCAGCUGCAGCUGCUCCAGCCGCUGCAGAAGAAAAGAAAGAGUCCAAAAAAGAAGAGAAGAAGCAAGAGUCAGACUCAGAGGAUGAUGACAUGGGCUUUGGUCUUUUCGACUGAGGGGAUGAUUAUAAUUAUAAGAUCAAACUUUGUUUUAUAAUAAAGACCUUUUAACAAAA